GGGUUUUCUGAGAGCUUUGUCAUUUUGCAUUUAUACUUUUUUUCCCCCUUUAUGCGUGCUGCACCAAACUUGGCUACUCCUUUUAGUACACAUCAUAGAAAAAUAUAAUUAAAAUAGAAAUUCAUACUGUGUUUUCUUUCUGAAGCUCUCGCUGGCCCAUACAGCAGUGCUGUAAAAUUUCAGCAUUCAGAAAAGAAUCGAGGAAAUACUGUAAAGAGAUGGAGUUUGACAACGACCACUGUAUUAAGAUGAAUGAUGGGAACAAAAUUCCUGCAGUGGGAUUUGGUACCUAUUCCCCUGAUGCAGUUCAAAAAAGUAAAUGUGAGGAGGCUACAAAGGUGGCUAUUGAAGUUGGCUUCCGCCAUAUUGAUGGAGCCUUUGUAUAUGGGACUGAGGAGGAGGUUGGGCGAGCCAUUCACGAGAAGAUUGCAGAUGGAACAGUCAAAAGAGAGGACAUAUUUUACACAGGAAAGAAAGAAGAGAAAAAAGAGAACUUCUUCAGAAAGAACAGUUGUUUUUGAAUCAUUACAGCUUGGGAGUACCUUUCACCGUCCUGAACUUGUCCGAAACUGCCUGGAACAAUCGCUGAAGAAACUUAAGUUUGACUAUCUUGAUCUCUUCAUUAUCCAUAUCCCUGUGUCUCUAAAGCCUGGGCCAGAUUUAUCACCAAUGGAUGAAAAUGGAAAACUCAUUUUCGAUGUUGUAGAUCUGCGUCAAACUUGGGAGGCCAUGGAGGCAUGUAAAGAUGCAGGCUUGGUGAAGUCCAUUGGAGUGUCCAACUUCAACCGCAGACAGCUAGAAAUGAUCCUGAACAAACCAGGGCUCAAGUACAAACCUGUUCUCAACCAGGUUGAAUGUCACCCUUACCUCAACCAAAGCAAACUGCUGGCCUUCUGCAAAUCCAAGGAUAUCCUCCUUGAAGCCUAUUGUGCUCUGGGCUCACAGAGAGACAAGAUGUGGAUAGACCAAAGCACCCCAGUUCUGCUGGAGGACCCAGUAUUGGGUGCAAUUGCCAAAAAAUACAACCGAAGCCCCGCUCUAGUAGCCCUGCGCUACCAGCUGCAGCGUGGUAUCGUGGUCCUCUUUAAGAGCUUCACCAGAAAGCGUAUUGAAGAAAACUUCCAGGCUAUCAACACCACCCGCUUGCUGAACCCAACAACCAAAACCAGACUGAAGCAUUAUAGCCCACAGGAGACCAGGACACAAGACUUGUGGACCACCCUCAGUUUCCAUUUAAAGAUGAAUAAUGGAAAGGAUGCUUUCAGUGUUCCUGGUUUUAUUUCGCAUGUGAGGAAUCAGACACACAUUUCAUCUCCUUGCUCCAUUCCAGUGAUUAGUCCUAGAGAAGUGCCCUGUUCUGGAAGUCCAGCUAGUGCUGGUGAUAUCAAGAAAUCUACACUGUACAUUUAAACAGAAAUUCAAAACAACUCAGUCUCUGAAUGGAAUGGUUCUGGAUUGCUAAUGGGGAAAAAUAAAGGUGUCUGUGUAAUGCA
Molecule: messenger RNA, 1493 nt
Organism: Terrapene triunguis (Three-toed box turtle)
Lineage: Eukaryota; Metazoa; Chordata; Testudines; Emydidae
Product: aldo-keto reductase family 1 member C3 homolog
Exons: 9
Coding region: 253-1410 (385 amino acids)
Biological process (GO): steroid metabolic process
Cellular component (GO): cytosol
Molecular function (GO): aldose reductase (NADPH) activity; steroid dehydrogenase activity; ketosteroid monooxygenase activity
Source: RefSeq, a predicted model, not a curated record